Messenger RNA from Solanum pennellii, 1152 nucleotides. Its product is annotated as glycine-rich cell wall structural protein 1-like. Bases 1 to 1152 code for a protein of 383 amino acids. The record is from RefSeq and is a predicted model, not a curated record. NCBI's taxonomy places the organism in Eukaryota, Viridiplantae, Streptophyta, Magnoliopsida, Solanales, Solanaceae. The transcript has a single exon.
AUGGGUUCUUCUUCUCAAAAGAGGGUUGUAGGGUUACUUCUUGUCUUGAGCAUUUUCUUGGAAUUAAGUGCCAUCACUUUUGGUGAUGAUAAGCUUGAAGAGUUGAGGUGGGGUAAUAAUAAUGGUUGUGGUCGAUUUGGUAGGAGAGGUUGUGGUGGACGUGGAGGAUGGGGCGGACGCGGAGGACGUGGUGGAUGGGGAGGGCGUGGUGGACGUGGAGGAGGUGCUGGCGGAGGUUUUGGAGGCGGAGCUGGUGGUGGAGUUGGUGGUGGGGGAGGUCUUGGUGGAGGAGCAGGUGGUGGUGGUGGACUAGGUGGAGGAGGAGGAGCGGGAGGUGGACUAGGUGGAGGAGGAGGUCUCGGAGGUGGAGGUGGACUAGGUGGAGGAGCGGGAGGUGGAGUAGGUGGCGGAGGAGGUCUUGGGGGAGGAGCAGGUGGUGGAGGUGGAGGAGGACUAGGGGGAGGAGCAGGUGGUGGAGCUGGUGGUGGCGUAGGUGGUGGUGCUGGAGGAGGUGUUGGUGGUGGUGCUGGCGGAGGUGUUGGUGGAGGUGGUGGAUUUGGUGGUGGUGGAGGAGGAGGUGUAGGUGGAGGUUCAGGUCAUGGUGGUGGAUUUGGAGCAGGAGGAGGUGUAGGUGGUGGUGCAGGAGGAGGGCUUGGUGGUGGAGCUGGUGGAGGUGGAGGUAGUGGUGGUGGAGGAGGUAUCGGAGGUGGUUCUGGACACGGUGGAGGUUUUGGUGCCGGAGGUGGUGUAGGUGGUGGUGUUGGAGGAGGUGCUGGAGGCGGAGGUGGAGGAGGAGGCGGUGGUGGUGGAGGAGGAGGUGGCGGUCUUGGAGGUGGUUCAGGCCACGGUGGUGGAUUUGGUGCAGGUGGUGGAGUUGGAGGCGGAGCUGGUGGUGGAGUAGGAGGUGGAGGAGGAUUUGGAGGUGGUGGCGGAGGUGGAGUAGGAGGAGGAUCAGGUCAUGGUGGUGGUUUUGGUGCGGGUGGAGGCUUAGGUGGUGGGUCAGGGGGAGGAUUAGGAGGUGGAGGUGGACAUGGUGGAGGCAUCGGAGUUGGAAUUGGAAUUGGUAUUGGAGUUGGUGUUGGUGCUGGAGCUGGCAAAGGUGUUGGAGUAGGGAGUGGGUCAGGUAGCGGUGGUGGUGGUAAUGGUCGAUGA